Archocentrus centrarchus (flier cichlid) is the source of this 1355-nucleotide messenger RNA. RefSeq lists its product as uncharacterized. Gene Ontology annotation, molecular function: ubiquitin-protein transferase activity. The coding region runs from base 185 to 1075 and encodes 296 amino acids. The record is from RefSeq and is a predicted model, not a curated record. The transcript has 7 exons. NCBI's taxonomy places the organism in Eukaryota, Metazoa, Chordata, Actinopteri, Cichliformes, Cichlidae.
AAACAAGGAUAAAGAGAGUCUUUCAUUUACCCUGAGUUUAAGAGAUACCCUGAAGGAAAGGAACCGUGCCAUUCUGAGAUUCUACAAAAGGCCACGGGUGCAGUGGACUAACCCACUGCGAUGUCAUCUCAUAGGUGAUGCUGCCAUUGGAGAGGGUGUUAAUAGACAUGUACUUUCAAUAGUCAUGUCAAACCUUCAGAAUGGAUUCUUGCUUGAUGAUGAAACUGAACUGAAGACAUUGCUGUUUGAGGGUGAGCAGGACCAUCUCACUCCCUCUACAUCGAGCCUGCUCCUAGAAAGCGACUUUUUCGUGGUGGCGGGUCGAAUUAUUGGCCACAGCUUUCUGAAUGGUGGUCCUUGUCUGGUUGGUCUCAGCCAAGGAAUCAACCAUGUGCUGUUUGGAGGGGAACCAGAAACAGCCACUGUAACUGAGUCAGAUUGUGCUGACCAAGAUGUCCGUGAGGUCAUAAGAAUGUUACAGGGAACAAAGGAUUUGUCAGAGGAGGAGAAAUCCGUGGUUCUCUCUUUGACGUUGCCAUGGGAUCUUCCUGGAGUUACAGUCAAUAACAGACAUUGGCUCCAAGAAAAAAUACUCCUCCAUGCUGUUUUGGAAAGAACAGCACAACAGGUGAAACAAAUCCAAAGAGGGCUGAAAGACACAGGUGUGUGGGAAUUUUUCAGUUCCAGGCCUGAUGCUGUGCCAGUACUUUUUCCAAGGGCCAGUGAGGCAGAGAUAACCCCACAGAUGGUAAUCGAUAACAUAAACUGGCCUAAAGAUGAAGAUAUAGAUGAAGACAUACUCUCGUUGGAUGAUCACUGUCUGAUCAUGAGCUUCCUCCGAAGAUUCAUAGAAAAUGGAACAUCAGACAUCCUCAAGAGUUUACUAACAUUCUGGACUGGCUGGGGUGUGCUAUGCUCCAAUCUCGAGGUCGAAGUUAUUGACUGCAGUCUCCCACAGUCGUCCACUUGCUUCCUGACUUUGAAGCUAUCCAAAAACCACAAAAACUAUGAAGACUUCCACCAAGACCUUAUGGCAAGCAUUUCUUCGGACUAUUCUGGUUUUGGUCAGAUUUAAGCUGGGCCAUUUGAACAACGAAUGUUGUUGGUUAUUGGUAUUAUUACUUUUAAAUUGUUCUUAUUGUUCAGUCUCUUGAUAGACAUGGAUAUUCUGGAAUAAUCCACUUGUUAAUUAUGUAUUAGAAUUUGACAGUACUCAGCGUUGUUGUUGUUCUGAUCAACUAUAAAAACAGUUCCAUAUUAUUGUAGGACGUUUUCUGAAAACAUUUGCUUAAAAAAAAGAGAUUAGACCAACAAAGUCAUGAAUAGACAUAGCUUAAUUACAAACGGUUAAAUCU